AUGGAGAAGGCAAAAACAAUCCCACUCCAGAGAGCUGAGCUUCAUUUCUCUGUUAGACAAGUGGAUCGAUACCUUCGAGAAGGAAACAAUUUCCGGUGCCUGAGUGCUUCUGCUCCUGUGUUCCUCGCUGGUAUACUUGAGUACCUGACAUCCAACAUCCUUGUGCUGGCUUCUGAGGAAGCCCUCAUCAGGGGCAAGAAGCGCAUCACCCCAGAGGACUUGUGUUGGGUGAUUCAGAACAACAGACAGCUCAGUCAACUCUUCAAAGAGAACAUCAAAUCUCUGGAUGAUUUUCCAUAA
Molecule: messenger RNA, 300 nt
Organism: Onychomys torridus (southern grasshopper mouse)
Lineage: Eukaryota; Metazoa; Chordata; Mammalia; Rodentia; Cricetidae
Product: histone H2A-Bbd type 1-like
Exons: 1
Coding region: 1-300 (99 amino acids)
Cellular component (GO): nucleosome
Molecular function (GO): protein heterodimerization activity; structural constituent of chromatin; DNA binding
Source: RefSeq, a predicted model, not a curated record